Molecule: messenger RNA, 2116 nt
Organism: Rhipicephalus microplus (southern cattle tick)
Lineage: Eukaryota; Metazoa; Arthropoda; Arachnida; Ixodida; Ixodidae
Molecular function (GO): protein binding
Source: RefSeq, a predicted model, not a curated record
GUUUGAUAAAUAAUGGCUUGAUCGGCUUGACCCAUGGCACCCAUCAUAGAGUUUAGGAAACUCUAUGGCACCCAUGGCUUGACCAUUGGCAGUAUAUAGGUGUUCUGUGGCUUGAACACUUCGAAGUGUGAUCAUGGUGUAACCAAGGGGUAACAUCGGGAACGUAGUGCUGCUGACUGAAACAUCAAGGCACCAAGAAACACCACGAAAUAUAGGUGUUCUGUGAUAAUGCGAUUCUGAAUUACGGUCUUCAACACUGCCAUCGUGUCAUCGUUGUACGUGCGUCGUAGUGCGUAGUGGCUUUUGGAUGACCGGCAUUUGAAGCAUUGCAAUGACCGAUAACGACUCUAGUUUGGAAGAAUGGGAAGCGCCGGACAAGUUAUUUCGCAAGAUAAUUGUAAAGGCUGGGCACAUAGGGAAAAGGCCUUUGCAUGAGUCGACUUGCCAGUGUAACGUUUUAUCGGACGAGGAAGGAAUUGUUGGUCUUGGAAGUGACGUUCGAACUAAAACUUUAGUCGUCGGGGAUGUUUCGAGCGAAGUGGAACUGAUUCUCGAAAGAUGUUUGAUGACAAUGAACACUGAAGAGGUUUGCGAUGUAUCGUUUACCUUACCGCUAAAUAUUACAGUGCCGUACGUUCCAAAAGCUGCCUACCUCUGCAGUGAAACCGAGCCGGCGGCGGACUUCGUCUCCCGCGCACAAGGGAACGCUUCGAAGGAUAGCCGUAAGGAAGCUGGCGAUGUGUUGCUGAGCUGUAGAGUGCCACCUGAGAAGACUGAAGUGGUCCCUAAGAGCUACACAGUUCGAAUAGAACUGAAGACGUUCACUAUCGUACCCCAUGUCUGCGAUAUGACUUGUGCCGACAAGCUGCAAUAUGCUUGUGGACACAAGGAUAAGGGCAGUCAGUUAUUCUCUGCAAAAAACUACAGGUGGGCCUUCAGACACUUUAGCUGGUCAUACAAGUACGUAAUUUCAUUAGAGCACGAUGAUGUGCACGGUGAUGUGGCCACACAGCUAAAACUAGACAUUCAAGAUUUGAAGCUGAAGUGUCUGCUAAACCUUGCAGCCUGUCAGCUACAGAAUUAUUCCUAUGACCAUGCCGUUGAGAAUUGCACACAUGCACUGGAGAUAGACCCAAAUAAUGUCAAAGGCUUGUACCGGCGUGGCACUGCACUAAUUCAAUUACAAGAAUAUGAGAGAGCAAAAUGUGACCUUGAGCGGGCAAAGAGUUUGGACACCAAAAAUCCCGCUAUUGAUAAACAGUUGGAGAUUCUUAAGGAGCGUACUUGCAAGCUAAACAAGUAUUUUGCUGUAGCCAUGAAGAAACUGUUUGAAUAAAGCCAUGGGAACAAGUGCAAUGUACAGACAUUUGUUGUUCCUGUGAAGAGAUUAAUGUGCAUUGCACCAGCAUGGUUCACAGUACCACUUAAAUUUAGGAAGUGUGGUAGGCAUGUUUCAUAGCACGUGCGUGCCAUAAAAGAAAGCUUCACAUAGCGUGCAUGUCAUUUUCAGGCAUGUGGAUCAAAUGUAAUGUGAAAUCAUAGAUGCUCUCUGCAUUGAAAGCAACCACAAUCAUUGCAUUUCCACCCCAUUCAUCUGUAUCCAUGAUUGUGAAAUAAGCCUCCUCGAACAAUGUGACAAAUAUCUGUAAUGUGAGUGUGCAUGCGCAGUUGGACUGCUUGCAUUUAUUUCGUUCUGUAUAACAAAUGCGACAGUUGUUAGUUCCACACCUGUCCUGUGUCCUUCCUUGUUAUGUUGCUAUCAUUUUGUACUAUUUUUAUCAUGAAGAAAACUGGCCGAGUUUUGUGUGACAGUGUGGGACUAAUAUUAGGAGGAUAUUGGGUGUUGCACUUUGGUCAUCCGUGCGGGGCCUCUUCGAUCGUUUUUUACAUGACUAAUAAAGUAAAUGUUAUGUCACUGGUUAAAUAAAACGACCUUCUGAGCUAGUUGGUUCAUGGUUCUUAAUAAGAAAGGCAUGGCUAAAAAAUGCAGACACUAAGGAAACAAUGAGUGCCUGUCUGACAUUCUGAAUUUCUACAAAGUUGAAUAAUUGAAACACAAAAAUGAAGUGAGUCCCCACUUUGCUUUUUUUUACUUUGUAACCGAAGUGGAUUGAAC